UCACUAUGGACGCUUCAACUCGUUGCGCGGAGCAGCAACGUGGCGCUCCGUCUCCGUGCAACACUCUUUGAAAUCAGCAAAUCCCCCCCUCCGUGUACACACACACACACACAAGCACAAAUCUGGAUUUAUUUCCUUCUCGCUCAAGCGCCAGAAGUUGACAGAAGGAAACUACCGUCCUCGUUGAUUGGCGGCAUUGGGGGGGGGGGGAACAGAGUGUCGAUCCUCCGAGGCCUUUUCUUUCCCCAAAUGCGAUCCACCACCCCCCCUCGAAUCAACUCCGCCACCCCAUUCAUUCCCCGGCCCCCCCUCAAAGAGCCCGCGAGGCUCGUUGCAGAACCGGUGGCGGCCGCAUGGGGGGGGAGAAAGGAGGGGGGGUUCGAGGGUGCAGCAGGCGAAGUGGCCCCCCACUUCGGCUCGCCCCCUUCGGAAAGCCACCCCAUUAUUCACCGCCCCCCCUUCCCUUUCGAAGUCUUGGAAGGGGGGGUCGCCUGGGCUCCGGUAGCCGAUCCUUCGCUCCCAAAGGCGACUUGCAAAGCCGAGCCCGGAGGAGGAGCAGCCGGGCAGGCAAAGAAAUGCAACAGGUCCGCUCACAAACUCCGAGGCUUUGCAGCGGGCUGAGUCCCCGGCCGCCUCCCUCUCCGGCCGGCCUGGCCGAGCGCUUCCUCCCGGGGGCUGCUCCAACUCCUGCCCGUCUCCUUUCGCGGCCGGAGCCCGAGCCUAAGCAGGCAGGCAGGCGGCCGGGAAAGCGGCCGGGAAGGGGGGGAGGGAGGCGAGCGCAAGAGCCGGGGACCUCGCCCGCAGCACCAUUCCCCACCCUUUCCCAGCAGGAACCUCCAUUACGGCGGCACCCAAGACGGCAGGCGAAGCCGCCGCCGCGGCUCUUUCCCUUCCCGCCAGCACGUCCCGCUCCGGAGCGGAGGCGCCGGCCGCUUCCUCUCCAAGAAGCCCCCUCCCCACCCCAUUUGGUGAGGGCCCGGUCGGCGGACUACAAUCCCCAUCAGCCGCCGCACACCCAGCGGCUCCGAGAGCGCAGGUCAUCCUCAACUCAACGACUACAAUGGAGACCAGGAUUUCUGUCAUUAAGCAAGUUGCGUGCCAAAAAUAUUCAUGCUACAUCAUGCCUCCGCUGCCGGGUUUUGCUUGCUUUUCCUUCUGUUCAAAGGAAGCUUUUGGAGAGUCGGAUUAAGAUGACAACCCAGCAGGUUCCCAGCUUGUCUGACGAUUGCAGAAUGGACUUCCGGAAGCAGCAUCCACACAGAGAACCGGUUGUUCACAUAGAUUUCGGAAUGGCAGGAAUUUUAGGCCAGGACACAACUGGAGGGCAAGGAAGUUGGAGAAGGCGGAUUUCAAGCGACCCGACAGCUGGGCAAGGAAAACUGGCAAGUGUCACAGCGCAGCUCAUGUCUACUACAUCAAUCUCUAGAAAUAAACAACUGAUCUCUGAUUGCACUCAGCACUCUCUUCUUCCCAGCCCACAAAGAUAG
Molecule: messenger RNA, 1487 nt
Organism: Crotalus tigris (Tiger rattlesnake)
Lineage: Eukaryota; Metazoa; Chordata; Lepidosauria; Squamata; Viperidae
Product: serine/arginine repetitive matrix protein 1-like
Exons: 3
Coding region: 354-1487 (377 amino acids)
Source: RefSeq, a predicted model, not a curated record